AUGCCGGAGCUGGGGGUGGUGAAUGAGGAUGCGUUUGAGACGAUGGAUUGGGCGGUGUACGAGGCGAGGAUGCAUGGGGUGCGGUUGUUUGCGCCUUUGGUGGAUAAUUAUGACUAUUAUCAUGGGGGGAACGACCCGAAGGUUCAGGAGUUCUAUACUAAUCUCGUUAUUAUUGCGGACUUCAAGAACUACAUCAAGAUUCUCCUCGCACACAUAAACCCCUAUACUGGCCUCAGCUACGCCGACGAUCCGACUAUCUUCGCCUACAAAACGGGAAACGAGCUCGGUGAGCCUAAAUUCCAAGCUAUGAACGUCCCAGUCGCAUGGACGGCCGAAAUCGCGAGCUAUAUCAAGAAGCUCGCGCCCAUGAAGUUCGUAGUCCAUGGAACCUAUGGAAUAAACAAGACGCAUCUGAGCAUCAAGGACGUGGAUAUCUUCUCAGAUCAUUUUUACCCGCCGAAUAACACGAAAUUGACAAACGGUAUUGACCUGGUUGCUAGUGCGGAUAAGGUAUACUUUGCGGCAGAGUAUGAUCAUUUUUGGAGUCUCUUCACGCAUAACGUACCAGACUGCACGACUUACGUUAAUCAUUCCGGUGAUAGCUUCACCCUGCAAUAUGGUAACCCAGCAAAACCUGUCAACGUGACAGAGCAGGCUAUUAAGAUUCGCCAGCAUUUGUUCAGGAUCAAGGGCGAAAUUGUGGAUGCGUCUUUGCCGAUUGCACCGUGUCCAGGGCCCGAUGCCGAUCUUUUGAAUACUUGA
Molecule: messenger RNA, 762 nt
Organism: Mytilinidion resinicola
Lineage: Eukaryota; Fungi; Ascomycota; Dothideomycetes; Mytilinidiales; Mytilinidiaceae
Product: glycoside hydrolase
Exons: 5
Coding region: 1-762 (253 amino acids)
Molecular function (GO): hydrolase activity, hydrolyzing O-glycosyl compounds
Source: RefSeq, a predicted model, not a curated record